Quercus lobata is the source of this 2040-nucleotide messenger RNA. RefSeq lists its product as uncharacterized. NCBI's taxonomy places the organism in Eukaryota, Viridiplantae, Streptophyta, Magnoliopsida, Fagales, Fagaceae. The record is from RefSeq and is a predicted model, not a curated record. Bases 1 to 2040 code for a protein of 679 amino acids. The transcript has a single exon.
AUGUUAGAAUCCACCUCCUUCCGCAAACCCUCUCCAUUACCACCACCACCACCAUCAUCAUCACCCUCGCCACCUUCACCACCACCAUGGAAAGAAAUGUUCCGAUCCGCCUCAUUUCGUAAGCCCUCCCUCCCACCACUACUACAACUACCAUCACCACCUCCAGCAUCACCAUCACCCUCCCUACCACCACCACAACCACCAACAUCACCAUCACCAUCACCAUCACCUUCCCUACCACCACCUCCAACACCAUCGCCAUCACCACCCUCCCCUGUCGCGCCACCACUAGAACCAGACGCAGAUCACUCUCUCUCAAGCGACCCACAAGUCCGUCUCGCCCUCUACAUCGCUAUGGCCCACGCAGGCCUCGUUUUCACCACCUUCAUCCUCUACUACGCCUCAGAACUCCUGGACGAAUACCUCCGGCCAAUCCAAUGGGCCAUUCUCUGCUCUAUCCCUCUCAGAGGCAUUCAACAAACACUUGUCUCGUUUUGGUCUGGGCCUCUCCAUUCCGGCCUCUUAGAAACCUUUCUGGCUGUCCCAGUUGCAGUUUUCGAAGUUUUCUUUCAUACCGUGAUUGAAAUUCGCCAACUUUGCUUAGGGCUCGUUCUCAAAAAGCAAAAAACAGAGCCCCCAAGACGGUUCCAAAGUGGGUUUUCCAAGCUUUUGCGGUGGCUCUUUUCGUUUGGUAUGUUUGUUAUAGCUUAUGAGCGGUUUGGGGCAAUUGGGUCUCUGGGUUUGAUUGGAUUAGGCCUAGUUUUCAGCUCAAAGACUGUAGAUUCAACAAUGUCAGCCAUGUCGUCGUUUCGGAGCAAUAGCUUUAGACGUAGAGCUAUUAGUGCGUUUUUCACUGGUGGGAUUUUGAAGAGGUUGAACACCAUUGUGGCAGUCGCUCUGAUUGUUGGUAUGGCUGUUGGGUUUUUAGCAGGUGUCAUCUUUUUUUCCUAUAAGAUUGGUGUGGAAUGUAAAGAUGCUGUGAUUUCUUUGAAAUCGCACGUGGAGGAGAGCAAUUAUGCUGAGAAAUUAGGUCUGAAGAAGUGGAUGGAUGAGAAUGAUGUGGCUGGAAUGGUGGAUAGGUACACUACAAAGUGUUAUGAGACUGUAUUGGAUCACAUUGACAGUUUAGCAAAGCAGUAUAAUAUGACUGAGCUUGUCACUGGGAUCAAGUAUUUUGUGAUAGAGACACCGGUUAAUGAUUCUGUGAAUUUGAAUUCACCGUCUUUGUUUGAGGCUUCGCCUAAUACUGAGAGAUCUUUGAACCCGACGAAUAGGGAUUGGGGGAUGAUAUAUACAGAAUUGGAAGAUAUGUUAAGAGAAUUGAUAAUUGCUAGGGAGGACUUGGUUGAGAAGGCUAAAUGGUUUGCUGUUAAAGCAAUGGAUGUGUCACAAAGUAUGUUUGCUAGUAGUAGGAUUGUGUUAGUGAGUGGUGUAAAGUUUGUGUUUUCCACUGGGAAUUCGAUUUUGUCUGGAGCCGCAGAGGUUUUCAAUUUUGUGUCACAGUCAAUUUUGUUCUUUUGGGUGUUGUAUUAUCUGAUCACUUCGGAGUCCGGUGGGGUGACUGAACAAGUAAUGUGUAUGAUUCCAAUGCCGAAUUCAGCAAGGGUUAGAUGUGUUGAGGUUCUUGAUAAGGCGAUUUCGGGUGUGCUUUUGGCUAUUGCUGAGAUUGCAUUCUUUCAAGGAAGUCUCACUUGGCUUUUGUUUAGACUGUACCAGAUACAUUUCUUGUACAUGUCGACUUUGCUUGCAUUAGUCAGCCCUCUAUUUCCACUCUUUCCAGCUUGGUCUGCCACAGUUUUAGCAGCUUUGGAACUGUUUAUGGAAGGCAGAUAUAUAUCAGCUGCUAGCAUGUCCAUUAUUCAUCUGGUGCUCUUGGAUUAUGGUGCAUCAGAAAUUCAGGAGGAUAUACCUGGUCAUACUGCCUAUCUUACAGGGCUUAGCAUCAUUGGUGUAAUGACAUUGUUCCCUUCUGCAACAAUAAUUGUUGUAAUAGCAGAAAUUCUAUUACCAAAUUGUUGUGGGAAACUCCUUGGAUACUAA